Molecule: messenger RNA, 1014 nt
Organism: Symbiodinium pilosum
Lineage: Eukaryota; Dinophyceae; Suessiales; Symbiodiniaceae
Source: the annotation of a GenBank genome assembly
GUGUACAACUCCAUCUUUCCGGCUCUGUCUCUCAAGCUGCCUAGCGCCUUCCCAGCAGAGCGCUACACCUUCCGAGCCUUCCUCUGGGCAAGGUCCUCCCUGUCCUCACGCUGUUUCUCCAUGCAACAGCUUCGGGCUUGGUUGGAUGCCAGCAGUGGCGGAGGGGAAUCGCUUCCAAACGUCGAUCCCGCCCCUGGCGACGCGGAGCGUUUGGCUGAUGAUUGCCCAGCUGUUCUGUGCCCACUGCUGGAUAUGACGAACCACGACCCUGAGACUCGGGUGCAUGUUGGUCUGGUACAUCGCGGGGAUGCUAUCCAUCUGGGAAUCAGCUGUGCAACCCCCGUGGCUGCAGGAGCUGAGUUCUUCAACAACUACGGGUCCAGCCGCACAAACCUACAACUUCUUCUGGCGCAUGGCUUCUGCGUGCCGAACAACAAGGCAGACACACUGCCGAUUAAGAUCCUCUCGGACGAUUCCAAGAGGCCUGCGCUUCAGCGCCAAGCUUUGGAGCUCUGCGGCCUUCAGCCGGGUGAAGUACAUGAACUGACUGCGUCCGACCUUCUGCCUGCACGCAUGCUGGCACUCUUGCGGAUUCUAUGCAUGAGUGAGCGUGGCCUUCAGAGUUACGUCCCGCAUGGGUCGUCUUUGUUUGAGAAGCUGAAGCUCCCAGUUCCACCAGACGACGAAAAAGAGACCAGAGAUUUGGAGAUGCAGGUGCUAUGCACUGUUGAAGGGCAGCUCCUGAGCAAGCAGAGUCGCAUCCGUCCCAUGAACAUGUCUGCAGCAUCCGGCGGGGAGCGGCAUGCGGCCGUUUACCGGGCAGGGCAGCUCGCGAUAAUUUCAGAGGCCCUGGCGGAGCUCGAGAAGCGAAAGCAGGCUUUCUGCAAAGCCCAUGGCCUGGAGCUUGAGGAGGAGGAUGAGGAGGAGGAACAAGAGGAGGCAGACGAGGCGGAGGAAGAGGAAGAGGAGUUCCUCGAACGGUUAUUUCAGCACACGAAGCGCCGCCGACUCUAA